Messenger RNA from Tetrahymena thermophila SB210, 2115 nucleotides. RefSeq names its product kinase domain protein. Gene Ontology annotation, cellular component: cytosol; perinuclear region of cytoplasm; nucleus. The record is from RefSeq and is a predicted model, not a curated record. Gene Ontology annotation, molecular function: GTPase activator activity; small GTPase binding. The transcript is spliced from 2 exons. Gene Ontology annotation, biological process: nucleocytoplasmic transport; activation of GTPase activity. NCBI's taxonomy places the organism in Eukaryota, Ciliophora, Oligohymenophorea, Hymenostomatida, Tetrahymenidae.
AUGAGUAUAGAAGAGGAAGAAGAAAAAUUUUUGGAAGAAUUAGGAAAUAGAUCUUAGGUUUUAUUGUAAAAUCUAGAUGAAAGAGAAGCAGCUAAAAUAUAAGACUAAAUAGAUGAAGCUAUAGAGAAUAGAUAAGAAAUAGUUUAGUCAUACUGCCUUCGCUCCAAAAAAUAUUUAGAUUUAGGGUCAUGCAAUAUUGACGAUUUUGACUCUUUAACAAUAGGCAUAUAUCUUAACGAAUUACAUUCAAACAUAGAGGUGAUAAAUUUAGCUUCAAAUUAAUUAACAGAUGAAGGAUUAUUAAAUAUGCUAAUUGGAAUUCAAUUUCAUUCUAAUUUAAGGGAACUUUAUUUGGGAAAUAAUCAGUUUUAGCUUGGAACUGCUAUUGAAGGUUUAUCAACAGUAAUUCCUUGCUUGAAGAAUUUGAGAAUUUUAGGUUUAGGAGGACUUAAUAUAGAUGAUGAAGAUUUAGUUAAGCUCUUAUAUGGAUUAAGUGAGAUUGAUACUUUAAAAAAUUUGCAAUUGCAUAAAAACUAAAUAAGUGAUGAAGGACUAUUGUGUAUAAUAUCUAUGAUGCUUUUAGGUUUUGGAAAUCAAAUAGAAACACUUUAUUUAGGAUAAAAUGAAUAAAUUACAGAAGAUGGUAUAGUAAAGCUGUUCGAAUGUUUAUCACAAAAUUAAACUUUAAAAUGUCUACAUUUGAAUGACAUUAUAAUGACUGAUAAAUCACUAUAAGCAAUUAAUAUCAGUUUGAUAACUAAUCAAAACUUAGAAGAAUUAAAUUUAGGUAAUUGUGGUAUUGAUGAUGAGGGCUUUAAAUUCCUUCAUGAUUGUUUAAAAAAUAAUACAAAGUUAUAGUAUUUGCAUCUAUGGAACAAUUAUUUAACAUAUGAAUCAGCAUAAAUGAUUGAGGAGAUAUUAGAAAAUUAUAACAGUGUUUUAAAAGGAAUAACACUCUACAAUAAUGAUAUUAUCAACAGAGAACUCAUUUCAAAUAUAGAAGCCUUAAUUCAACAAAAUAUUUACUUUGAGCGUACAGUAAAUAAUGAGGAAGAAAUUGAAAAGUAAAUAUAAGAAAUGAAAAAAAAUUAUGCAAAACAAAAAAAAGAUUUGAAGUAAUAAGAGAAGGAAGCACUUCUUUAAGGAAAAAUUAAAGGUUAAAAAAAUAUUCCUAUACCUCAAAAUCCUACAAAAAGUGUUUCUAAUAAAUCAAAUCUAUCUUAAAAUUCUACAUAAUUGAAUUCCUCUACAUCAUCUAAAUUAAGUGUACCUGCAACCCCUACUAAAACUACAGCUAAGAGACCUUCAUCAGGUAUUUCUACAACGAAGCCUUUAGCAAGUUAGGUAUCCUAAGUUUCUAAUUCUUCAUCUCGUACAUCUAUUUAAGCAAAAUCAUAAAUAUCUUCAUCUUAAUCUAAUCAGAAAAAUGCUUUAGCCCCUUCAAGUAAAAAUGAAAAUAAAAAUGCUCCCACCACUCUUAAAAGUAAAUUACCUCCAAAAAGUUUAGGUAAAGAAGCUCCAACUAAUAAAGCCUCGUAACAAAAACCAACUUAGAAAAAAAAUGUAAAUUUAUAAGCUAGCUUUAAAGGAGAAGAAGAAGAUGAUGAUGAUGAUCUAGAGUACAUAUCUCUUUCUGAAAGUAUAAAUGGUAGCAUAGUAAAGAGAGAAGUUAGUGGAGAUUAAUAUUCAGAAGAUAUUGAAAAUAAUGAGAAUAUUUAGAAAUCAAAAAUGGUAGAAGAUUAAAAUAAAAAUUAACUUCUAAGCAACAAUAAUAAAACAAAAAGCUGUUCUUUACCCUAGAAACCUAACCAAUAAGAAGAAGAUAUAGAUUUCGAAGAAGAAUGGCUUGAAGAUGACGAAGAAGAUGAGAAAGAAUUAUAAUUACUUGAAAAGCAAUUAGAACAGGACGAGGAAAUUAUUUCAAAAGAAAGAAACACGAGAUUAGAGUAUAUUGAUGAGUUUUACAAUGAAGAAGAGUAAAAAAAAGAAUACAAAAAGUAUGAAAAAUAUAAUAAAGAUAUUUUAUAGUAUGAUCCUCAAGAUCCAAAUACUCUUAAAUGGCAAGGAUUCUUUGAGGAUAAAUAAACUGGUUUACUUAAAAGUAAAUACCAAUGA